AAGCCUCUUCUUCAUCCACUUUUUUGCUUGUCUCCCUGAACCAUCUGUGAGGCUGAGACUCAAAUUUACAUAAGAGCCAGAAACCAUCAACCCAACCUCUUCACACACUAACGUCUACAUUCAGUCUCUAAAAAAGACUUAAACUUUGGCUCAUGUGGGAAGUGGUGGUAGUGGUGGAGACUUAAUAAAAGGUGGUUUUGUCUUCCUGAAGUGGAAAUGUAGGGCCGUCACAUCUUUUCACCAUCUGCCUGUUUCCUCCCUCCCUUUCUGUUUAACGAAAGUGUAACCACCGUACUUCUCCCCACCUCCCCGCACCUCCCCCCACCCAACGCAAGCAACUGAACCGCCUAUGAUGUCAUAAUCACAAUCCCAUUACCUCAUCCUGCUGGGGGGGGGGCGGAGAGGGAGGAUAGGGAGUGAACAGCCUUGGGCUAUCCUGAGCUUUACAAAGUGUUCUGGGUGAGGGCAAAUUACAAAACCGAGUGGAAACGGCCCCGCAACCAUUACUCAGCAGGCAUGACUGGAGAGGGAAGUCCCAAUGGUGCUAGAAUGGUGCUGCAGUGGCAGAAGACGGCUCACGAGUGAGGUCUGGAAGAACAACAGGGAAGACAUCCAUCAUUUGCUCCAAAGUGUGCAAGUCAAAUCCUGGGGAGAAUCAUGAUAACCCUGAUCACUGAGCAGCUACAGAAGCAGACUCUGGAUGAGCUGAAAUGCACACGCUUCAGCAUCAGUCUGCCUUUGCCUGAUCAUGCAGACAUCUCCAACUGUGGGAACCCUUUCCAGCUUGUGUCUGAAGGUGCUUCCUGGAGGGGCCUGCCCCACUGUUCCUGUGCUGAGUUCCAGGACAGCCUCAACUUCAGCUAUCAUCCCUCAGGCCUGAGCCUACACCUCAGACCACCCAGUCGGGGAAGCUCCCCCAAGGAGCAGCCCCUCUCGCAAGUCCUAAGCCCUGAGCCCCCAGACCCAGAGAAGCUUCCUGUGCCCCCUGCCCCUCCAUCUAAGAGGCACUGCCGCUCACUCUCAGUGCCCGUGGACCUGUCUCGCUGGCAGCCGGUGUGGCGGCCCGCCCCCUCCAAGCUGUGGACUCCCAUCAAGCACCGGGGCAGUGGUGGAGGGGGUGGGCCGCAGGUGCCUCACCAGAGCCCCCCAAAGCGGGUCUCCAGCCUCAGGUUCCUCCAAGCUCCCAGUGCCUCUUCUCAAUGUGCCCCAGCCCACAGACCCUACAGCCCUCCUUUCUUCAGCCUGGCCCUGGCCCAAGAUUCCUCUCGACCCUGCGCUGCCUCCCCUCAGAGUGGCUCCUGGGAGAGUGAUGCUGAGUCCUUGUCACCUUGCCCACCUCAGCGCCGCUUCUCCCUGUCACCCAGCCUGGGCCCACAGGCAAGCCGCUUCUUGCCUUCUGCCCGGAGCUCUCCCGCAUCCUCCCCAGAGCUGCCCUGGCGACCUCGAGGUCUCCGUAACCUUCCCCGAAGCCGCUCACAGCCUUGUGAUCUGGAUGCCCGCAAAACUGGGGUCAAGCGGCGCCACGAGGAGGACCCCCGGCGUCUGCGGCCUUCCUUGGACUUUGACAAGAUGAAUCAGAAACCAUACUCAGGAGGUCUCUGUCUCCAAGAAACAGCCCGGGAAGGCAGCAGCAUCUCUCCACCAUGGUUCAUGGCCUGUAGCCCCCAACCCCUCUCUGCUUCCUGCAGCCCCAUUGGGGGUUCCUCCCAGGUGCUGAGUGAAAGCGAAGAGGAGGAGGAGGGGGCUGUUCGGUGGGGUCGGCAGGCACUGAGCAAGCGGACACUGUGCCAGCAGGACUUUGGGGACCUGGACUUGAAUUUGAUUGAGGAGAACUAAAACUGAGAGGCUGCUUCCUGGGGCCACACAGACUGACUCUCUUAUGGCUACUAACAAGUGUCAAGGCCCCAAGGCUGGGGGCCUAGCCUGGGAAUGGGGGUGAGUGGAGGGCUCCGACUCAGGGCAGCCGGAAAUCUUCUUGCUCCAGCAAGCUCGACCAUGCCAAGAGACUGGCCGGGACAAGAUAAACGGAGCUGGUGGCGGGAGGGACAGCCCCAGAGCAGACCCUUCCCAUGGCGGCCCUGAGUGUGAGUAUCCCUGCCACAAGGAGAGCAAUGGGCAGGGAAGGAAGGGGUCUGCUGACCCCAGCUCGGGGAAUUUCACUAGCCCCUUUGCUUCAAAGGGCACUUGUGUCUUAGAAUUUGGCCAGGGUGGGGGGUUGAGUCAGCCUCCUCGGAGAAACUGUGUGAGAGUGUGUGCGUGCAUGGGAGUGUACUUGUGGAAAGGUGUGUUUGCGUAGCCUUAGGGAAGGAAGGCAGUUGCUCCUUAACAGCAGAGUAUCAUGAUACCCCCAGGAUCUUGAGUUUUUUACAGGAUGGUGGGUUUGCUCAAGGAGUUAAGAGGUGGGCACCAAGUUUUCCCUUUUUCUAAAUAGCUCUGGAACAGGCUUGUAAUCCAUAGCAUCACCAACUCUGCAAAGGAUUUCAUUUUGGGGCACAGCAGGGUGUGUUAAGUGCUAUGACUUCAGCUAAUGAUCUUUUCCUCAGCUGCCCCACCCACCCACUAGCUCGAUCUAGUAUAUUGGGGAAUGCAGAUGGCGGGGGUGUCACCGUAUUUUUUCCAUGCUGGCCUUUUUUUCUCAUCAGAUUGUCUAGGCUUUAUACCAGCUGCCUCUCUUGCCCUCUUGAGUAGAGUUGCACAUGGCACAUGAGCAACUGAGGCAGGGUUAGGGGUUCCAUCUCUCUCUUCUCUGCUGAUGGGACCCUUUUCCCCUUACCCUCUGCCCUUUUAGGUCAUAGACUAGGUAGGAAGGCCCUAUAUUGGUCCUCAUAGUGAGGCAGACCUGCAGCAGAAGCGGCAUUCAGUCCUCAGCAGACAUGGUGAGCUCACCGCAGCACUGCUAUUGGGAAGCUGACUGCAGGAAACCAGUUCUUACAAGAUCCAGGCCCAGCCUCUUCGUUUUGUCCAGUUUUGGUUAGACCCUGCUUGAGAAAGAGGAAGGGGUGUUUAGCAUUUAAUAGUUUGCUCUUCUUCCACUCCUGCCAGGAAAUGUUUAUUUGCCUCUAAUUGGCCCUUAGAGACCAUAGGGAGGUUGGGGCUCCCUGAGGGAUUGGCUGAGGAUGUAUAAAGCAAAGGCUGUAAGAAGCAAUUGGGAGUUUGGUUGUCAUUGGAUUGCAUUUACUUUUUUGUUUCUCACCUGGAACUUGAGUCUGGACCGCUGGUCCCAGUGGCCACAGUGAUGGGUUUAAGUACCGUGGUAGGGCUGGCACCAGUGGAAACACAUACUAAAGCUGCCACUACAAUAGCUUGUGAGGUUUUGUCCAGUUUUGGUUAGACCCUGCAUGACCAAAUUGGACCUACCCUUCUUGUUUAUGGCAAGAAGGACAUUUUUCUCUUCAAUUUCCAGGGUUUUCUAGGACCCACUUCCUCAUGUAAGGGAAGAAGACCAAGGUCUUUGUGUUUUCUUCCUCAUGGAAUUGAACCUGACAUUUUCUGGGUUUCCUGUGUGUCAACAUCAGUGAGGCUUCAGCCUCCUCGUCUCUACUCCAGAGAGGAGAUGGCCAUGUCUUCUUAAGCCUUUGGCCCUCAGAGGCUCCUCUGUAUCUCCUGGCUAGUUACCACUGGGCUACCAGAUCUCUAGGGGCCUGAGAGAGGCCCUCUGGAGAAUCUAGGGGAACUGUGAGCCCAGGACUUGCCGAUCUAUGGUUUCAUUCCUCCCCUGGCUCUUCUCCCUCUUCAGGCCAUAAUUUCCCUGGUGCCAACUUCUUUUCUUCCUAGGGUAUCCUCAUCCCUGGGCUCUCUGCUGCAGAUUGGCUAUGCCAGCUUCCAACAGGUCACUGGCAAUGCCAAUGAGGUUUCUGCAGGCCCUAAGCUGAAGAAGUGAGACAGUGAUUCUGCCUCCAUCCUGGUUUCCCCAAAGCCCCAGGGCACCAUUCUAAGGGGAGAAGGUCUACAGUUCUCAUUAUUUUAAUUCCAUUACUUUUAGCCUGGAAAACUAAGCUAGUCAGAACUAUCAUCUUGCUUCCCAAUGUAAGAACCUGUGGCCCUGGAACAGGCAUUUUCAAGAAGUGGUUUAUGUUGCUCUACACAGUAGAUCUGUUUCAACAGUUCUGUGUAAAACAAAUGCUAUUUUUCAAUGCAUUUGGACUGCUGACCAUUUAAAAGCAGCCUAUGAUUGCUUCUUUUUGUAAAGCAAGCAACCUCCCUCCACUUUAGCUGUUUUGACUAUUUGGAUUGUCACAUACUGGGCUUACCCAGAGUGGAGCACACCUCCAGGGCAUGUGGCUGACACUGGGUAGAUGUCUGCAUCUGUGCUGUGUGUGUGGUGUGGUUGGCCAGUAGGUGAGUAUACCUGCGUGUGUGAGUGAAGCCACUCCCCAGGCUGGUGCUCUCCUCCUGUGCCCAGUGACUGCCCAGUGGCAGCCCAGCUGCCCUUCACUCCCACCUGCUGCCAAAGUCCCUGUGCUAAUGGGAUUACAAAUACAAAAAGUGGAAAAAUUUUUCGUAAACUUUGUUUUAUAUUAAAAAAAAAUCCAUAAGUCUGUGUGUGUUAAACAUGAGGUUCUGCCUCUGUGGCUGUGUUUGAAGAAAUAAAGUUUUAUUAGAAUAAUCCAUUUUCCCAAGCAA
This is a messenger RNA of Callithrix jacchus (white-tufted-ear marmoset), 4623 nucleotides long. It is a transcript of the gene FAM53C, whose product is annotated as family with sequence similarity 53 member C. The record is from RefSeq and is a predicted model, not a curated record. Gene Ontology annotation, biological process: protein import into nucleus. NCBI's taxonomy places the organism in Eukaryota, Metazoa, Chordata, Mammalia, Primates, Cebidae. Gene Ontology annotation, cellular component: nucleus.